Messenger RNA from Staurois parvus, 334 nucleotides. NCBI's taxonomy places the organism in Eukaryota, Metazoa, Chordata, Amphibia, Anura, Ranidae. The record is from the annotation of a GenBank genome assembly.
UGACAAAAUGGAACCCACCAGCAGUGUGAGGAGACCUGAAAGUGGCACAUGGCAGAGUGUGGCGAUGGAGACAGCAGCAAUGGGAGGCCGUACAGGGACCCAUGACACACUCUGGACCUGGCAGCAGCAUGAGGAGGCGGUACAGGGGCCCAUGACAGAUUACGGGCCUGGCAGCAGCAAUGGGAGGCCAUACAGCACCCUAUGACAAAAUGGAACCCACCAGCAGCGUGAGGAGACCUGAAAGUGGCACAUGGCAGAGUGUGGCGAUGGAGACAGCAGCAAUGGGAGGUCGUACAGGGACCCAUGACACACUCUGGACCUGGCAGCAGCAUGA